CAAAUUGUGAACAUGGAAGGAACGGUUGUCCUCAUUCAAGAAUAUCUACACAGAUAGAUUAUAGAUAGAGAGAAGGAACUAAGAACAGCAGCAGCAGCUCAACAAUGGCGUCGCUGAUCAACAAACCGUUCGUCUCUCACUACAAUCUCAACUCCAAGCUUUCCGCCAAUACUCGUUUUCCGAUUCGCUGCCGUGUUGGAUUCAUCUCACAAACUGUGAAGAAAUCAAGGUCAAUCUCUUCUUCUCUUGUCUGCAAAGCCGUGUCGUUACAGUCUCAGCCUGAAACUGAAGUCCUUAACAUUGCCGAAAAUGUUACUGAGCUUAUUGGAAACACGCCGAUGGUUUUUCUAAAUAAUAUUACGAAAGGAUCUGUUGCGAAUAUAGCUGCGAAGCUUGAGAUAAUGGAGCCUUGUUGUAGUGUUAAGGACAGGAUAGGAUACAGUAUGAUUACUGAUGCUGAGGAGAAGGGGCUUAUAACACCAGGAAAGAGUGUUCUUGUGGAACCUACAAGUGGAAACACAGGCAUUGGUCUUGCAUUUAUCGCUGCCUCAAAGGGAUAUAAGCUCAUCCUAACAAUGCCUGCUUCAAUGAGUCUGGAGAGACGGGUACUUCUGAAAGCAUUUGGAGCGGAGCUUGUGUUAACUGAUUCUGCAAAAGGCAUGAAGGGAGCAAUUCAGAAAGCUGAAGAAAUUUUUAGCAAGACUCCUAACGCUUACAUCCUUCAACAAUUUGACAAUCCUGCAAACCCUAAGAUCCAUUACGAGACAACUGGUCCAGAGAUCUGGGAAGAUACUAGUGGAAAGGUGGAUAUUUUGGUUGCAGGAAUUGGUACAGGUGGAACAAUAUCUGGAGCUGGUAGUUUCCUUAAAGAGCAGAAUCCUAACAUAAAAGUUAUAGGCGUGGAACCCACAGAAAGCAACAUACUCUCUGGUGGUAAGCCUGGUCCUCACAAAAUUCAAGGAAUUGGAGCUGGUUUCAUACCCAAGAAUUUGGACCAAGAUAUUGUUGAUGAAGUCAUAGAGAUAUCCAGUGAAGAAGCUAUUGAAACAGCGAAGCAGGUCGCCCUCCAAGAAGGCUUAUUGGUUGGUAUAUCCUCUGGAGCCGCAGCAGCUGCUGCUAUCAAAGUUGGCAAGAGACCCGAGAAUGCUGGAAAACUCAUUGCGGUUGUUUUUCCGAGCUUUGGCGAACGUUACCUCUCCACCAUCCUUUUCCAAUCAAUUAGAGAAGAGUGCGAGAAUUUACAAGUGGUUCCUUGAAAACAAUGUUCCAAUUCUAUUUCCAUAACUGCAAUUGUUGGAUGGAUGAGUUGUUGUUUGAUCAUUUUAGGCCUUGUUUCCUUGUUGAUCACAAUAUUUGUUUUUCAGUAGCCAAACAUUUGUCAAUUAGGAUUAUCUUAGACAUAAAUUACUCCUUUUUUCCUGGUCACCUCUUUCGCUAUUGGCGAUUCAUGGUUGAUUCCUUUGGGAUCGUCGUUUAUUUAUCAUUCUUAGAAAUAAUUCAAUGAUUUCUAUAUAUGUUUUUGCUACUA
Messenger RNA from Impatiens glandulifera, 1528 nucleotides. Its product is annotated as cysteine synthase-like. Gene Ontology annotation, cellular component: cytoplasm. Gene Ontology annotation, biological process: double fertilization forming a zygote and endosperm; pollen tube growth. Gene Ontology annotation, molecular function: cysteine synthase activity. Bases 105 to 1256 code for a protein of 383 amino acids. The record is from RefSeq and is a predicted model, not a curated record. NCBI's taxonomy places the organism in Eukaryota, Viridiplantae, Streptophyta, Magnoliopsida, Ericales, Balsaminaceae. The transcript is spliced from 10 exons.